GCUGAUGGAUGAGUGAUGGAUGCUCUCUGCUUCCUGCCACAGGUGGUGUUGAAGAACGCCCACAUGGCCGUUGGCUCCCUGACCAUCAACGAGGAGAGGUCAGAGGUCAUCGACUUCUCCGUCCCCUUCAUUGAGACCGGCAUCAGCGUCAUGGUGUCCCGCAGCAACGGCACCGUCUCACCCUCCGCUUUUUUAGAGCCCUUCAGUGCCGAUGUGUGGGUGAUGAUGUUCGUGAUGCUGCUGCUGGUGUCAGCGGUGGCCGUGUUUAUAUUUGAGUACUUCAGCCCCGUGGGCUACAACCGCUGCCUGGCUGAUGGCAAAGAGCCUCACGGCCCGUCCUUCACCAUCGGUAAGGCCAUCUGGCUGCUCUGGGGUCUGGUCUUCAACAACUCUGUGCCUGUGCAGAACCCCAAAGGAACCACCAGCAAGAUCAUGGUGUCGGUGUGGGCCUUCUUCGCCGUCAUCUUCCUGGCCUCCUACACUGCCAACCUGGCCGCCUUCAUGAUCCAGGAGGAGUACGUGGACCAGGUCACUGGUCUCUCGGACAAAAAGUUCCAGCAUCCCAACGACUUCUCGCCUCCGUUCCGCUUCGGCACCGUCCCCAACGGGAGCACGGAGAGGAACAUCAGGAACAACUACGCAGAGAUGCACGCGUACAUGACCAAGUUCCACCAGAGGAACGUGGUGGAGGCGCUGCAGAGCCUCAAGUCGGGCAAACUGGACGCCUUCAUCUACGACGCGGCCGUGCUCAACUACAUGGCCGGCCGGGACGAGGGCUGCAAGCUGGUGACCAUCGGCAGCGGCUACAUCUUCGCAACCACCGGCUACGGCAUCGCCAUCCAGAAGGAGUCGCUGUGGAAGAGACACGUGGACCUGGCCAUCCUGCAGCUGUUUGGAGACGGUGAGAUGGAGGAGCUGGAGUCCCUCUGGCUGACGGGCAUCUGCCACCAUGAGAAGAACGAGGUGAUGUCCAGCCAGCUGGACGUGGACAACAUGGCCGGCGUCUUCUACAUGCUGGGAGCCGCCAUGGCUCUGUCGCUCAUCACCUUCAUCUGCGAACACUGGUUCUACUGGCAGCUGCGCUUCUGCUUCAUGGGCGUGUGCUCGGGUCGACCUGGGUUCGUCUUCACCAUCAGCAGGGGCAUCUACAGCUGCAUCCACGGGGUGCAGAUUGAGGAGAAGAGCAGCUCGGCGCUGAACUCGCCCUCGGCCACCAUGAACAACACCCAUUCCAACAUCAUGCGGCUGCUCCGCACCGCUAAGAACAUGGCCUCGCUCUCCGGCGUCAACGGCUCGCCGCACAGCGCUCUGGACUUCAUCCGCCGCGAGUCCUCUGUUUACGACAUCUCCGAGCACCGCCGCAGCUUGGCGGGCCACUCGGACUGCAAGCCCCCCUACCUGCCGGAGGACAACAUGUUCAGCGACUACAUCAGCGAGGUGGAGAGGACUUUUGGCAACCUCCACUUGAAGGACAGUAACCUGUACCAGGACCACUACCUGCACCACCACGGCUCCACGCUGGGGCUCAGCGGACCACCCCCCAACCGGCCCCACAGUCUGGGCAGCGCCAGCUCCCUGGAGGGCGGCAUGUUUGACUGUGACAGUCUGGGUGGAGGCGUGGCCCCGAUUUUCACCACUCAGCCCUGCUCUGCACUGACCCACAGGAACAUGAGCCAGUUUGACCUGCUGUCUGGACAGACUCCUCCCUCAGGCCAGAGCUUCAAGGGCGGCCCCCCAGACGUCUACGGGAAGUUCUCCUUCAAAGGUGGUGCCUCCAGUUCCACCUACAUCCCCGGACACAGCUACUGCCCUGGGAGGGGCGACGACGACGGGAACGUGCGCUCGGACGUGUCGGACAUUUCGACGCAUACAGUGACUUACGGGAACCUGGAGGGUAACGCCAAGAAGCGCAAGCAGUACCGCGACAGCCUGAAAAAGAGGCCGGCCUCUGCCAAGUCCAGACGGGAACUGGACGAGAUCGAGCUGGGCUACAGGAGGAAACCCUACCACAUCAGCCACCACCACUACCACGGCCACCGCUCCGCCUCCCCACCGCUUCUACCGUCUGAACGCAAACGAGGAGGGGGGGUGGGAAACAACGAUGGGAACUCUUACCUCUUCAGGGAGAAGGAGAGCGUCAGGGAUUUUUAUUUGGACCAGUUUCGGCCCAAAGAGGGCGUCCCCCAGUGGGAACACGUGGACCUGACGGAGGGGCCUGGGAGUCGAGACGGAGGAGUGGGGACCUGCACCUCCUUGGUUCCAGUGGAUGAUUUCCUUAAGAGCAAACCCAAAAAAUCAGAUUCAAAAAGCGGGGGUUCUGGGCUGGCAGGAGGAGAGUGGGAGUGCAGGAACUGUCGAGCUAGCGGGGGCAAGCAGAUGUCCAUCCACGGAGGGGGAGGCGGUGGCGGCUACGGUGGCGGCAUGAGCUGCGGAUCCUCAGGAGGCGGUAACAGCCGCCCCAGCUCGGCGACCUGCAUGCGCUGCGAGGGCUGUAAAAAGACAGGGAACCUCUACGACAUCAGCGAGGACAACAACCACCUCUUGGAACAGAUGGGGGGAGGGCAAAGCGGGGGAGGAGGGGGAGGCAUGGGCGCAGGCCCCCAGUCUCAGGCCCAGCAGAGGAGGAAAGGUGGAGGAUUUGGCAAACCACUGAGGCGGCAGCACUCGUACGACACGUUUGUCGACCUUCAGAAGGAGGAGUCCGGUGGGAUGGGAAGCCUGAUAGGGGGCCUGGGCGGAGGGGGGAUGGGGGGAGGGAUGGGAGGGAUGCUGCCCCCACCCAGGAGCGUUAGCUUGAAGGAGAAAGAGCGCUACAUGGAGGGCACCAGCCCCUUCGCACACAUAUUUGAGCGUCACGGGGGCUCGGAGAGAGGAAGGGAACAAGACAGGGACCCGCUGUUCUACGGCGGAGACGGCCGGACGGGACCCGGAUCGCCAUUCGGCCUGUUCAGAGGCGGAGACGGACUCCACCGCCGCUCCAUCGGAGAGAGAGACAUGAGAGACAGGGACAGGUCACUGAUGGAAGGAGGUGGGACAGCGUUCUCUUUAUCCAAAUCCCUUUACCCCGACCGGGUCAACCAAAACCCCUUUAUACCUACCUUUGGUGACGACCAGUGUUUGAUGCAUGGAGCCAAACAAUAUUACAUGAAAAAGCAACAGCAGCAGCAGCAGCAGCAGCAGCAACAAGUUGCCAAAAACAGCCGAAGUGACUUCAGGGCCCAGUUGAGCACGACGUCAUAUCUGCCAGCGUCUGCCACGGCCGGAGGGAUGUCCAACGUGACGUCCCGGUUCCCAAAAGAGCUGAGCCUCGGGGGGAUGAACCACCACGGCUCCAUGCUGGGGGUCGGCCCCCCACGACCCUUCAACGGAAGCAAUGGCCAUGUGUACGAGAAACUCUCCAGCAUCGAGUCUGAUGUGUGAGCGCAGAGCGAAGGAGGAGGAGGAGGAGAUCAGGGAAGACUCUACAGACACUGUCCACAGCCCAGCGAGGCACGAGGAACGAGCUGAAACUGUGAAUUAAACAUCCAGACUUUUCUACCAGGAGUUGUGGGUAAAAUCAGGACACUCUGAGGAGGCGCGGGACGUUAACCCUCCCUCAGAACCGGCCAAAGCUUUCUCUAUUUCAUGUCCACACAGUCGCUUAACAUCUUCCUCAACGCGUCGCCUCGACUCCGGCCGCUCGCUUCGUCCAGCGAGGCGGAGGCGCGAGAGCGGAGGAGUGACAUUUAGCAGAGCCUCAGCACAGGAGAGGACGAGAGCUCUGUCCCCCCCUCUCCCCCACCUCCCAUCUCUCCUCCUCCUCAUCCCAGACGUCAACAGAGCCGAGAAAUACAAUCACGAAUGCUAAUAAGAUAUUGUAAUAGAAACACAGGGUAUAAGAACAACAAUAAUAUUGAUAACGUUGUGAAUUACAGAUGUUCGUAUUGAUUAUGACGCACUGCUUCUAUCAGUUCUGUUGUUUUCUGUUUUUUGCGGUGUUGGUUGCUGUGGUCGUGGUGGCAGCAGGUCGGUUGUUCCCAGCUAACGAGCCACAAAGACUGAAUCCUGUCGCUUUUCUGUUUACCGUAGGACAUUUGACUCCAUGCUCACGCUGGUUUCCUCCUCGUGGGGAAAACCGGAUCUCAGUGGGUUUGAGCCCACAGAUCCUGCCAACGAUGCUUCAAGACAUUUCCAAUCAAACACACAAACACACAUGCAAAGACACAGUUUUCGUCUGAACUUGUUACUGUGAGCAACACGUUUCAUCCGGAGAGGAAGGACGUGCCUUAACGGUCUCCAGUGGACGAGUGGACUCGAGCUGCGACUUGACGGCAUCGCAAGAUGUUUCCCAGCUCCAUCCAGUGGGUGAAGCCCUGGCUUCUGUUCAGGAUGUCCCCUCACGGACACGGCAGCCUUCAGACCACUUCUUUUAUUCAGGUUACAACUGUCACCAGGCACUUACUUUCCUCAGCCUCUCACUAGCAUUAGCUUCCGCUCUCGUAAUCGGCUUUGUUGUGGUUGAUAUAUGCGCUGUCGCUGCUUCUGUGGGCUACAAACGUGUAGGAGAAGGUGUCAGGAAGGCGGCCAUCUUGUUUUUUCUCUGAACGACGCAGGAGAGGCCUCAUUUACUGCACAGGACCUUUACUCUGUGUGGGUCCAGGCUCUUAGCAGUCAAGCCUUAUCACCCCAGCCCCAAAUCCACCCCGAGCUGCCUGACGGUGACUCAUCACACCACCGCUAGAACUGAGGAGCCGCUCAUUGUCUAAAGGUUUGAUCUUUGAUUAGCUGAUGGGGUCAGAGCUUCAAGGGCUGCAGGAGAUCUGGGCUGAGUGUGUGUUACCCUCUAAAAACACCCCAUCCACGUGGUGUGUGUGUGUGUGUGUGUGUGUGUGUGUGUGUGUGUGUGUGUGUGUGUGUGUGUGUGUGUGUGUGUGUGUGUGUGUGCGUGCGUGUUUGUGUGCGUGUUUGUGUGCGUGUGUGUGUGUGUGUGUGUGUGUGUGUGUGUGUGUGUGUGUGUGUGUGUGUGUCCUCAUGCCAGCCUCCACAGAUGACAGCGUCCGAGUGCGAGCGAUCGAGCUAGCCUUAAAUCUGAUUCUCCCACUCCGCCCGAAGGAUCUCUGGAAUUUUUAUACACACGCUUUGAGAGGCGGCUGGUUUUUAGGGACGGACGGGAAGCGGCGGCGACCGGAGCGGGACGGUUCGGAGCGAGCGUCAGCGUCACCUGUUCAGUCUUUUCCCUGUAAAUAUAUUUAAAGUCUUUUCACUUUGUACAGUAAACAGACAGGCAGGAUGUAACUUUCAAUAUGUUUUACAGCAAUUUAAGAAAAUAAACAAAAAAAUAAAAAGUCAUAAAACUAAAAACACAAAAAUAUGCAAAAUAUAGUUAAGACACAAAUAUGACUAAGUGAUAUAACUGAAGCUCUUUUCCUUUGAAUCUCAUGUUUACUUGAUUCUGAUAGUUUACGAUCAGUAUACUGAUUAUGUUAAGAAUUCUGCUUUUUCUUGGUUCACUACAGUGUUGGACAUCGAGGAUCUUUUACUGUAGGUGUAGACGUUUGGUGACUUAAGGGGAAAGUUUAGUUUUAGGCGUCUUUGCUAAGUUUCCCUUGAAUUGUGUUAGAUUCUGUCUUUUUAAGAUAAGCUAUUCUUCAUGCUUUUGAGCUCAACUCAACUAUCUACACAUUUAUGGAAUACAAUACUACGUGUAUACAUAGAUGCUAUUUGCAUAUAGAGACAGAAUAUUGUGAUCCUUCAUUUUAAGCAGCGUUACAACUAAAGACACUUGUGUUUUGUUGCCCUUUUUGUAUUUUCUUUUGUGAUCUGGGCUCUAAUGGUGAUUGCACAUUGAAUCUAGAGCCAUGUCGCCCGGCCUAUCCCGCCCCUCUGUGUGGGAUAGACAUCACUGUGGUAAAGGAAGCUAUAGAAACACAGGCAGCGCUGCUACCUGUGCGGGUGAUGGCGGCGAGGCGUUCCUGACCAGUCUGACGCUGAAAUGCAUUUGUGCAACCCCUUAUUAGCCGGUGAAGCGUCACACGUCCUGUUUCAUUUCAUCUGGACUUUGGCCGGAGGCGUUCGACUGCUGUUGCCAUAUUUCAGCUCACGUGUGGCUAAACUGUGAUCUGACAGCUGAAAACACUGAAACGCUUCGGAUUCGAAUGUGUUUGUGCAACUUGAGGCAGGACGUGUGACUUGUAAUUUGCUGUGUACAUAUGUCCUCAUGCAGUCAGGGAUCGUUCCUCUUCUUUUGUGAGCUACUGAAUCCAAUAAGUCUUUGUAAUCUCCUCCCCAGCACUCAGAGGAAAUCCAUCUCUGCUCCGUUUUUCUCCUCAACUGCGCUUGUGUCUAGAUGGUUGAUUGAAAAGUGAUGAAUGUAGUUUUCAUGCAGGCCACCGCGUUUGCCCUCCUCAUUUGCAAUAAGUGGCGUGACCAAACGUGAAGGUGCUCCCGCUGCUGCCGGACGCGGCUCCAUCCCCUCACACCGUUCACAGAGAGCAACACUGUGCAGCUUUGUGGCCGUGCAGAGUUGGGGAAUGAGUUUCACCUCAGCUGACGCCUCUUUGUGUCAGGGCUUCUGGCGCAUGGGACCAAAAGGCAGCGUGUCACGCUCGGCCGCAGGUUUUUGUAUUUUGUAAUUGGGAGUCAAAGGAUUUGACGUGUUGUGUUUGCAACCUUCUAAUCAGUGAGUCACUCGUGCGGUUUCAUCUCAUGCGGACGAGAAGAGGUUGAUUUCUUGUGAAGGUCCUCUGCUUCCUGAGGGAGCUGGUGUUUUACUUCUGUGUGUAUUAAUAUGUAUUGAUAUCUCUUUCUACUGACGCAUACGAGGUUUUCUAUUGAAUCGUGUACAGUUUUGCUGUUGUCCAUCUUCACCGCUCAUACGCUGACGUAAGGGGUUGCUACUAAAUGUGUUUCACACCUUGAAGGGAAAUUCACAGCCUGAAUAAAAUUACUGUGGGUUGACAAAAAUGUAACAUAUGAAUAGUAUCAAUUGUAUACAUAAUGAUAUACAUAAUAAUAUUCUUGGCCAUCCUUUUCUCUUUUUGUGGCCCUUUUCUUUGAGAUAAUACCAACAUUUUUACGCCAUACGAGCAGAAAACACAAAAACAAAUACUUGUACAUGUUGUGUAAAUACUGAAUAUUGGGGAAACAUUUACCUUCUUUUUUGUAUCGAACCACAUUAAUCUCAAUAACAAAAUUAACCACGUCAUGACAAAAUUACAAAAAAAUAACUAAGCUCCUUCUAAUACGAAUAAUACUGAUAUCUACAAUUAUAAGUGCUCAAAUAAGACUAUUCUUUCUCUUUGUACAUGAAGAAAAUCUAGUGUUGAGUAUUAAUAAUAAAAACUAAGUUUCAUGUA
This is a messenger RNA of Betta splendens (Siamese fighting fish), 7334 nucleotides long. RefSeq names its product glutamate receptor ionotropic, NMDA 2B-like. Gene Ontology annotation, molecular function: transmitter-gated monoatomic ion channel activity involved in regulation of postsynaptic membrane potential; NMDA glutamate receptor activity. The transcript is spliced from 7 exons. Gene Ontology annotation, biological process: excitatory postsynaptic potential; long-term synaptic potentiation; synaptic transmission, glutamatergic. Lineage: Eukaryota; Metazoa; Chordata; Actinopteri; Anabantiformes; Osphronemidae. Gene Ontology annotation, cellular component: NMDA selective glutamate receptor complex; plasma membrane; postsynaptic membrane. The coding region runs from base 16 to 3420 and encodes 1134 amino acids. The record is from RefSeq and is a predicted model, not a curated record.